Molecule: messenger RNA, 690 nt
Organism: Lactuca saligna
Lineage: Eukaryota; Viridiplantae; Streptophyta; Magnoliopsida; Asterales; Asteraceae
Source: the annotation of a GenBank genome assembly
AUGCAUCGUCUGGUGGAAACUCGGGAUUCAGUUCUUGCUAUUUCUGUUUGCCAACACCUUUCUGAGAAGCUCAAGUCGGUCUUUGCAAUGUUAAAUCGAAUUGAAGGUGUUUCGAAAGAUGAUGCUCUUUCGAAACAAGGGGAGAAAAAGUUAAAGAGAAAGAACAACCUAAGUCUCAGAGAACUAGAAGCAAAGGAAGCAGAAGAUAGAGUUUUGAACGUUACUCUUGCAACACAGAUGUCAGUGAUUCCUCCUUGGACCUUAGAAAGAAUUCAGAAGGAAGAGAUCGAUGAUCCGAGUGUCUACUUGUUGGAACCUUCAGUAUCUUUUGAACUAAUCAAUAUCAUUGAUUCUCAGCUUGAGUUCCCACUCACUCCGAAAGCCUUCCUAUUUCGAGGCUUUGAUCAUAUUGAGAAAGCUCCACUUUCAGAUUACAAUGUUAACAAUAAGCUUUUCUCAUUUUAUCCCAAACAUGGACAACCUCAUUACAAGUUGUGGAGCCUAAGGAAGAUGGUUGUUGUGAAAGUGUGUUCUCCAUUUCCAACUGAACACUUCAUAAAUAUCAAAUUUAGGGUAUUCCGAGGAGCAAGUCGUACUGAAUUUGAUUUCACUCUUGCUGAUCUACCUUGUGUGAAUCUGAAUAACUAUAUUUCCUUGUUUUUCAUUUUAUCGAAAGAUGAGGUGAAGUAA